AAAUGGGAUAUGGAAUUCCUUGGAAAUACAAUCUGGAAUAAUUGUGUUUGACUGGAACCAAAUCUUUGAAGUCCUCAAGGAGCCUGCCUCCGAGGGAGUCCUCACGGCCUGUCCCGCUCUGUCCCCAGGAUGAGAGUCUGUGUGGGGUCUCUGCUGCUGCCGCACCGGCUCUUCCUGGCCUACGUGUUGAUGGUGUGCUGCAGGCUGCUGUCCGCCUCGAGCCAGCACCUCCGGGGACAUGUGGGCCACCAUCAGAUCAAGCAAGGGACCUGUGAGGUGGUCGCUGUGCACAGAUGCUGCAAUAAGAACCGUAUUGAAGAACGGUCCCAAACGGUCAAGUGUUCCUGCUUCCCAGGGCAGGUGGCUGGCACAACUCGGGCACAGCCAUCUUGUGUUGAAGCCUCCAUCGUGGCUCAGAAGUGGUGGUGCCACAUGGAUCCCUGCUUGGAAGGAGAAGACUGUAAAGUGCUGCCCGACAACUCAGGUUGGUCCUGUAGCAGUGGCAAUAAAGUCAAAACUACAAAGGUCACACGGUAGCAAAGAGCAAGGAGCAUCUCCUCUCUGGAGGGCUGCGGGCUGCAGAGCGAGCUCUCUCCUGUGGAUUCAGCCAUUUCUCAAGGACUGGUCUUGGAGUUUGGGACCAUCGCAUUUGCACAUGUGCACUGAGAGAAGGGGCCGUCAGUCAGUCGACGACUUGGGCCUCUCUGCUUCGUGAUUUCAUGACACUGAAUUGUAACCACAGGCUGGCAUCUCCUCUGGAUUCCCAAACAACAUGCAGCCUCCAAGAAGGGACGAGCUGGAGAUUCCAGAACAGAUCCUGACUUCAGAGAUGCUUGGUCUUUGAUGUCCUUCGGCCUUUUCAAAGAAACGUGGGCACAGGUUGAAAAAGGUUCUCGUUCUGUUCCUUGUCUGAACUUUUCCUUUGGCCGUGGUGUUUGUUGUGAGGAGUCUGCACGAGGAAUGCUGUUAGCAGGUGUGGAUUCGGAAAGUCUAAUUGACGGCUGAGGAAGAGUCUACAAACCUGGAAGAAUAGACGGACUCGCUGGGAAUGCAGCUGUCCUAUUGAUCUUGAAAUUGAAGCGUUAUUUUAACUUUCAUUGUCGGCAUAGCAGAAAUACGGCGGGACCAUUUUACUGAGUGUUAAGAAAGUAUUUCAAUUCCAAUAUAACCAAAGUCCUCACUUAAGAUAUGACAAAAAUCUUGGGAUUUUUUUUUUAGUUCCUCUCUCAUCAUGUAAAUAAAGUAUAAACCAGUCUCUAUUUAGAGCAAGGGUGAUCUCUUAGAUCCAGUUUACACCAAUGAUAUUAAACUCUGUAGACAGGUGGCCUAAGACGCUAAGUUUUCAGGCUUUUCCUGAUCUUCACGAGCGCUUUUCCAACUUAUUUUCUAGACAUCUUAUUUCUACAACGUGAAUAAAAUUUGGAGUCACAUUUUUCUUGGUUUAAUGACUUUGCCUAAGUCAUGGCUCUACGUACCCUAAGAUGCUCUCUGCAGCCACAUCUUACAGCUGAAGAGCUACUGACCCAGGUUUAAAUGCGUAAUGUUCUUUCAAAUACAUAUUACUGUAAGGAUAGCCUGGAUUUAUAUACAUGAAAGCAAUGACCCAAACAGCAAUUUCAGUUUUUCUUUGGUUUUCUCCAUAAUUUGAAAUUGAGAUCAAUACAAUGACAUAAUAUUGUUUGGUUAUGAGUUAACUCUCUUGAGUUUUAUUCUUGCUGGAGGAUGGGAGUAGGUGGUGUCCAUCUCUUUGCUAAAUUUUGUUAAUUUGAUUGACUGCUUUAUGGUGUUGUUCCUCUCUUGUUAAUAAGUAAAACAAUCUUCCUGCUGA
Messenger RNA from Echinops telfairi (small Madagascar hedgehog), 1828 nucleotides. RefSeq names its product TAFA chemokine like family member 4 (gene TAFA4). The transcript has 5 exons. Bases 130 to 537 code for a protein of 135 amino acids. Gene Ontology annotation, molecular function: receptor ligand activity. The record is from RefSeq and is a predicted model, not a curated record. Gene Ontology annotation, biological process: phagocytosis; macrophage chemotaxis. NCBI's taxonomy places the organism in Eukaryota, Metazoa, Chordata, Mammalia, Afrosoricida, Tenrecidae.